Messenger RNA from Caenorhabditis briggsae, 2583 nucleotides. The coding region runs from base 1 to 2583 and encodes 860 amino acids. NCBI's taxonomy places the organism in Eukaryota, Metazoa, Nematoda, Chromadorea, Rhabditida, Rhabditidae. The record is from RefSeq and is a predicted model, not a curated record. The transcript is spliced from 11 exons.
AUGCAAAUCAAUCUUGUUUGGUUUUUGCUAUCACCUCUUUUCAUUGAAGUCGAAUCACCUGAAUAUAGAGGAUGCGCUGAAUUCCAGAACGAAUUCGAAUACUGUGAAAAAAAGCGUGAUCAAUGUCUGUCGGAAACAAUUGAAACUGUGGAUUGUGAUGAAAAAAGGGAAAAAUGUUUCAAGGAAAAUGUUGGAGACUCGAAUUGCACUAUUGAGUACGAGAGCAAUCGAAGAAAACGGAAACAAGAAAACAUGGAAAAUACUCAAAUACCGCCGAUGAAAACUCUGAACUUGUUACUGAAAAACCUGAGGAACCCAAUAAAUGACGUAGUAAAAAACUGCUCCAAUGAAGACGACUUUGAAAAUCAGAAACAACUAUUGCAGAAGGAAAUGGAUCUAGUGAAUUCAGUCGACUUUAGUGAAUUCAGUCGACUAAAGAUGCCAACUGCAAUUAUUUUCAAUGCGCUCAUUCGUAACCAAAGCAUCUCCGAAACAUGUAAACAGUCGUUGAAAGAAUUCGAAAAAAAAUUAGCAAUCCUUGACAGCGCAGCCUUUUCGAUAAUUCCCAUCCCAUUUGCUCAUUGGCAUUGCGGAUGGGCGUAUGGCGAUGUUGGACGAGUGAAUUUGAGAUUAUACGCUAGUAUUGCUACACGCAACUUUGCAAUGAACUUCAACCAUGUCUGUGCAAUUCAACGGGACUGUUAUAUGAACAGAAAAAAAAGAAAGACAUGUGACCAGAUGUUCAAGAACUCUAUACAUGGAAUAGUCAACUCACUGAAAAGAAACAAGAAAGGUGCAGAAGAGUUCAAAGAAAUCCUGAUGGAGCUGAGUGACUGGAAAAGUGAAUAUGCGUAUUCCAUAGCAAAUCUCACAGAAUCCAGUUAUAGCACAUACUCCGAAAAUAGUGAAGGAGCAUUUACCAACUUUAACUACUACUAUCCAAUGAACAAAACCGCUGUAGUUUUUCUGGAACUUAAGGAACAGCCUAAGAUCAAAACAAACCUGGACAAUCUUUACCCUUGUUGCAAAUUCCAUAGAAAUGCAUUGAAUCCAAAUGAAUAUGAAGUUCCGAUCCCCGUUCUCACAGAUUGCCCAUUUGCUUCAAGCAUGGUGGAUUUUUGCGUCUCUGAUUUAAAUUUUUGUAUUAACAACAAGUCCGGUUUCCCAAUUUGCUCAUCGCAAUUUUGUGCUUGCAUCAAGAAAGAGCUUCCCCAAAACGAGCAGCAGUGUCGGGCAAACAUUACAGACACUUGUCGACUUCUGAAAUCCAGAAAAUCCUCUCACAAGGAAGAAUACGCCCCCUUUAAAUGGCCAGAGGAAAUGGAACCGGUUGUCACCAAAAUUCAAGGAUCUUGUGGUUCAAAUGAACUAGAUUCUUUGAAAUUGGUGAGAGCGGCAUGUGAUGAUAUAUCCAUAUCAGAACUUCAGAGUAUUCAAAGUUUGGUUCAACUCAUUUUCGAUAAUCAAUGUGUUAAAAACUAUAAAACAAUGAUAGACACUUCAUCCAUGAUUGUUGAUAAGAAUACAGAUAUCGGUGUUCCGUUUGAUCGAUUCAGAUGUGGUUGGCAGUACGGAGACAUUGGGAAGGUACUAGCUCGGUAUUGGAUAGGAAAUGCUUGUGGACCGUAUUCCGUCAACUUCAACCAUUGCUGCGCAAAACACCUCAACUGUUAUAUUAAUAAAGUUGUGAAAGAGCUCUGUGAUGAAGAGUAUUAUCGUUGCAGAACGGUUUGUAAAUGCUUCCAAACAAAAGAAAAUGAGCAAUAUAUUUUUCAGAGUUUGGUAUCCCGUAUGGUUAGUCACAAAGAGAGCUGCCGAGCAUUAAAUGCAGUGAAUAACCACGAAUUGUUCAAUGUGAAACUUUCUGUCUAUGAGAGUUUUGGGAACACGAAAAUACCCACAGAAAUCACUUUAUUUGAUGGGAACUUAAAGAAAUCGUUCUCUGGACCAUCAAACUUGAAUUUCUCUCUGAUAAAAGUUUUCAAACUCAGUUCCGAUGAACGACUAGACAUCGAAAUUGGUGACAGUUUUUACCAAGAAAUCUACAAAAAUGGAUGGUCUAAUCGAGGUAGCACCAUGUUUUUUCUUACUCCGCAUCAAUAUGAUUUUGCAGUUAUCAUCGAUUCCAGCGCUUUGAUCUUUGAAGAUUGUCGGAAGCAUAACAGUAUCCUCUUAUGCCUGAAACAACUUGUGUUCAGUAUUUCUGAAAUCGACGGGAAAACGGAAGAAUUUGAUGUUGCUAUUCGUAAAUUUAACGAAACAAUAGCAUCGCGAUGUGUCGCUCCGCUGAAUAAAUCAGAAGUGGUUGAGAUGAUAUCGAAAUUGGAAAAUGGAAGACUACCGGAAUAUAUCGUUCUAUUCAUUGUGGAGAUCGUAAUUGUGCUAAUUUUCAAUCAGAAGUGUUGGGAAACAAUCAAACGAAUUUAUUAUUAUUUUUUCUCAAACAAGACUCCAACACAAAAUGUGCAAGACCCUGCUGCGAUUCCACUUUCUCAACUUGGACCUGUUUCGGAACUAAACGGAUCCACCACUUUUUCAGAAGAUAGUAAUACUGAAAUCGUGAAUCACCCUGUUCAUGAAUAG